AUGUCUUAUUUAUUGUCAAAUUGUCAUUCUUCUGAUUACCAUUACAAUAAUGAGAUUUCUGACACGGCUUUGGCUACAACGAUUCCCCAUUCUACGUUUUUAUUUAUUCAACAGGUCAUUAACGGAUAUAUUUCUACGACAAUGCAUAAUAUGAUCAAUAAGACUAUCUUUCUUAAAUUGUAUAAACUUAUCACGCCACACGUAGAUAAGAAUUACAGAUAUUUUCCACCGACCGCCUUCGAAAUUUAUACGCGUGAUACAUUCGCAAGAUACACCGAUAAUCUUAAGGACCAUCAAAUAAAAGAUAAAUUAGUAGACUUAUCAGUUCAAAUUUGUCGCGAAUGGAAAUUAGCGUCGGAGGAAACAAAAGAAGUUUAUAGAGUAUUAGAAAAAUGUUCUCACAUAGUUUAUGAAUACAUGAUGAAAAUUUCUAGACAUGAUAAUCAUGAUUAUCUAGAAAAAAAUUCUCAACCCUCUACUUUUACAACUAACUUUACAACUAACACAAAUAAUCUUCGGCCUGUAUCUUUUAUCGAUACACAUAACAAGAGCCAUAACAAGGACCAUAACAAGAACCAUAACAAGAACCAUAACAAGAAUCUAAGAAGACAUAUACAAAUUUCAACAAAACAAAGCUUACUUUCAGAUCAUACAAAUCAUUCAAAUCAUGUGCGAUACCCAUCUCAUAGACAACUUAUUUCUCGUAAUUUUCCGUAUCCAGAAAAUUCGACCUCCUCAAACACUCGAAAAUUAAAUCUCUUUCUAGAUGAUACUAUGGAUUCUGAUACUAUGGAUUCUUCAACAUUUCAAUUUCCACUCUUUUAUGAAUCUUCAAAACAGCCGGUCAAACGCUUUUUAUCUACUAAUAGACCGUCUCAAUCCUCAAGGGUUCCUCAAAUUCGACGAGAGUCCUUAACGAGCACACCAAAUAUUUCUUCACACUUCGGUUUUACCCCAUUAAUGCAGGUUAGAGAAACAAACCCUGUUUGUCCUAUUCCAACGUUAGACAUGAGAACAAAUUUUUUGAACAAUGAAUACGAUCUAAAGUUAGUUAGAUCCAUUAAUGAAAAACUUGAAAUAGAUUUACAUUGUAAAGUUUCCUAUUCCUUGUAG
This is a messenger RNA of Racocetra persica, 1113 nucleotides long. Lineage: Eukaryota; Fungi; Glomeromycota; Glomeromycetes; Diversisporales; Gigasporaceae. The record is from the annotation of a GenBank genome assembly.